AUGAUGAGUCUACCAGGACAAAUGCUUGGACAACCUCAUAAGAAUGGGAUUUUACAAGAAUCUCAACAACUUCCACCAGGUCCAAUUCAACCACAAGCUUCACAACCAAAUUCUAAUUUACCAUUCAAUAGACCAGGUCAAAAUAAUGGUAAUCAACAAGAAUCAUCCAAUCAAGAACAAAGUGGAUCUAAUGGACAACAAGGAAACCAAAAUCAAGGUCAAUCGAUUUUAAGUGAAACUACUGCAGCCACAUGGUUAGCUAUUGGAUCAUUAGCUGAAAGUUUAGGAAAUUCCGAGAAAGCUUUAGGAGCUUAUGAUUCAGCUUUAAGACAUUCACCAAAUAAUUCAGAAAUUUUAAUCAAAUUAGCCAAUAUCUAUCGUUCCAAAGAUGUUUUCUUUAAAGCUGCUGAAUUAUAUGAACAAGCAUUAAAUUUUAAUCCUGAAAAUGGUGAUAUUUGGGGAUUAUUAGGUCAUUGUUAUCUUAUGUUAGAUGAUUUACAAAGAGCCUAUGCAGCUUAUCAAAGAGCUUUAUAUUAUUUAGAUAAUCCGAAUGUACCAAAAUUAUGGCAUGGUAUCGGUAUAUUAUAUGAUAGGUAUGGUUCAUUAGAAUAUGCUGAAGAAGCUUUUGUUAGAGUUUUAGAGUUAGAUCCAAAUUUCGAUAAAUCAAAUGAAAUUUAUUUCCGUCUUGGUAUUAUUUAUAAACAUCAAGGUAAGUUACAAAAUGCUUUAGAAUGUUUCCAAUACAUUUUAUCAAAUCCUCCUCAUCCAUUAACUCAACCUGAUGUUUGGUUCCAAAUUGGGUCAGUUUUAGAACAACAAAAAGAUUGGAAUGGUGCCAAAGAUGCUUAUGAAAGAGUCUUGCAAGUAAAUCCUCAACAUGCUAAAGUUUUACAACAAUUAGGAUGUCUUUAUUCUCAAGCUGAACCUGAAAAUUCAAAUCAAAAUAAUUCAUCAAAUAAUCAACCUUUCACUCAAGAUUUGAAUAUUGCAUCCAAAUAUUUGACUCAAUCUUUAGAAAUUGAUCAAAGUGAUGCUCAUAGUUGGUAUUAUCUUGGUAGAGUUCAUAUGAUAAGAGGUGACUUUAAUGCUGCUUAUGAAGCUUUCCAACAAGCUGUUAAUAGAGAUUCAAGAAAUCCAACUUUUUGGUGUUCUAUUGGGGUAUUGUAUUAUCAAAUCAGUCAAUAUAGAGAUGCUUUAGAUGCUUAUACUAGAGCUAUUAGAUUAAAUCCUUAUAUUAGUGAAGUUUGGUAUGAUUUAGGUACUUUAUAUGAAACCUGUAAUAAUCAAAUCAGUGAUGCUUUAGAUGCUUAUAGACAAGCUGAAAGAUUAGAUCCUGGUAAUCCUCAUAUUAAAGCUAGAUUGGAUCAAUUAAUCAAAUACCAACAAGAAGGUAAUACUCAUCCUCCUCAACCUCCUCCAAUUAGUCAACAACCAAGAUUACCUCAAAGUAUGGUAUUAGAAAGUACUCAAGAUCAACAUCAACAACAUCAACAACAAAUGCAAGGUGGUCAACCGGGCCAACCUCCACAAUUGGGACAACCAGGACCUCCAGGACCCCCAGGACAACCGGGACAACCAGGUUUAAUGAUAUCUCAACAUCCAAUCCAACAAGUUCCUCCUUUCCAUGGUCAGGUAGUGAAUCAAUUACAACCAGGCCAACAACCAGGCCAACAACUUCCUCCACCAGCAAUUAAAACUCAACCUCCAUCUAAUGGUACACCAGUUCCUGUUUCUCAGGAACAAUCAAAUGUAUCAACUCCUCAGCCAAAAAUUAAUGGUAAACAUGAAUUGGAUGAUAAAUCAGAAAAAAAGGAUAAGAAAAAGAAGAAGAAAUCAAGUACUGCUUCUACUCCAAAAAUUGAAAAGACUCAAAUUCAAUCACCUGCUAAUAAUUUAAGUAAUUUGAUGAAUGCUGCUAAUCAAAUAGCAAAAGAUGAUCCAAAACCUGUUGGUAUGGUAACUCCUCAACCUGAAGCUCAAGCUGAAGUAAAAGUUGAAACAAGAUCAGAAGAACCCCAACCAAUGCAAGUCGAUGAACCUGUUGUCAAACCAGUGGAAGAACCAGUAAAGGAAAUCACUGAAACUAAAGCUCCAGAACCUAUUGUUGAAACAAAAUCACAAGAAACAGCAACUCCUGAAGUGGCAGUAACUGCUGAUUCCACACCUGUCCCACCACCUACUGAGACGCCCGCUCAAGCUACCCCGGCUGUCGCUACCCCUGCUCAAGCUACCCCAGCUCCUGAACCUACUGAAGGUUCCACUACUGCUACCCCAGUAGUUGCUACCCCACAACCAGAAAACACUACACCAGCACCUGUUUCUGCUCCAGCACCUAUAGUAGCACCACCUGCUGAGAAUCCAGUUCCAUCAGUAUCACAAGCCGAAACCACAAAAGAUCCAAUUUCUUCGGACUCUAAACCAGAACAACAACCAACUCCUACUGUUGAAAAGGAAGAAGUUGAACCUCCAAUGAGGAAAAUCGAAGAAGACGAAAAUUAUGAUGACUAA
Molecule: messenger RNA, 2508 nt
Organism: Yamadazyma jaroonii
Lineage: Eukaryota; Fungi; Ascomycota; Pichiomycetes; Serinales; Debaryomycetaceae
Source: the annotation of a GenBank genome assembly